This is a messenger RNA of Ylistrum balloti, 2439 nucleotides long. RefSeq names its product serine-rich adhesin for platelets-like. The record is from RefSeq and is a predicted model, not a curated record. NCBI's taxonomy places the organism in Eukaryota, Metazoa, Mollusca, Bivalvia, Pectinida, Pectinidae. The coding region runs from base 1 to 2439 and encodes 812 amino acids. The transcript is spliced from 3 exons.
AUGUUAACGUUCAAGUAUUUCAAAAAGUUGAUUAGUGGAGACCACGGUUGUUCUUGUUCUUCUAUCGGACUGGUCAUGACCAUGUUCCUGAAAGGCGUGGCCGUCACAUUGUUAUGUGUGAUGAAUCUCGCCACAGUUUAUGGUUCUACAACUUCUGGAUCAGUCACUGCUUCGACUGACAGUAGCACACAAUAUAUAGACUCUGCUUCGACUGACAGCAGUACACAAUACAUGGGCUCUGCUUCGACUGACAGUAGUACACAAUACACGGGCUCUGCUUCGACUGACAGUAGUACACAAUACACGGGCUCUGCUUCGACUGACAGUAGUACACAAUACACGGGCUCUGCUUCGACUGACAGUAGUACACAAUACACGGGCUCUGCUUCGACAGACAGUAGUACACAAAACAUGGGUUCUUCGUCAACAGACAGUAGUACACAAUACACGGGCUCUGCUUCGACUGACAGUAGUACACAAUACACGGGCUCUGCUUCGACUGACAGUAGUACACAAUACACGGGCUCUGCUUCGACUGACAGUAGUACACAAUACAUGGGCUCUGCUUCGACUGACAGUAGUACACAAUACACGGGCUCUGCUUCGACAGACAGUAGUACACAAUACACGGGCUCUGCUUCGACAGACAGCAGUACACAAUACACGGGCUCUGCUUCGACAGAUAGCAGUACACAAUACACGGGCUCUGCUUCGACUGACAGUAGUACACAAUAUAUGGGCUCUGCUUCGACAGACAGUAGUACACAAUACACGAGCUCUGCUUCGACAGACAGUAGUACACAAUACACGGGCUCUGCUUCGACUGACAGUAGUACACAAUACAUGGGCUCUGCUUCGACAGAAAAUAGUACACAAUACACGGGCUCUGCUUCGACAGACAGUAGUACACAAUACACGGGCUCUGCUUCGACAGACAGUAGUACACAAUACAUGGGUUCUUCGUCAACAGACAGUAGUACACAAUACAUGGGCUCUGCUUCGACAGACAGCAGUACACAAUACAUCGGCUCUGCUUCGACAGACAGCAGUACACAAUACACGGGCUCUGCUUCGACAGAUAGCAGUACACAAUACACGGGCUCUGCUUCGACAGACAUUAGUACACAAUACACGGGCUCUGCUUCGACUGACAGUAGUACACAAUACACGGGCUCUGCUUCGACUGACAGUAGUACACAAUACACGGGCUCUGCUUCGACUGACAGUAGUACACAAUACACGGGCUCUGCUUCGACAGACAGUAGUACACAAUACACGGGCUCUGCUUCGACUGACAGUAGUACACAAUACGCGGGCUCUGCUUCGACAGGCAGUAGUACACAAUACGCGGGCUCUGCUUCGACAGACAGUAGUACACAAUACCCGGGCUCUGCUUCGACUGACAGUAGUACACAAUACACGGGCUCUGCUUCGACUGACAGUAGUACACAAUACACGGGCUCUGCUUCGACAGACAGUAGUACACAAUACACGGGCUCUGCUUCGACUGACAGUAGUACACAAUACAUGGGCUCUGCUUCGACAGACAGCAGUACACAAUACACGGGCUCUGCUUCGACAGACAGUAGUGCACAAUACAUGAGUUCUGCUUCGACCGACAGUAGUACACAAUACACGGGCUCUGCUUCGACAGACAGUAGUACACAAUACAUGGGUUCUUCGUCAACAGACAGUAGUACACAAUACACGGGCUCUGCUUCGACAGACAGUAGUACACAAUACAUGAGUUCUGCUUCGACAGACAGUAGUACACAAUACAUGGGUUCUUCGUCAACAGACAGUAGUACACAAUACACGGGCUCUGCUUCGACAGACAGUAGUACACAAUACAUGGGCUCUGCUUCGACAGACAGUAGUACACAAUACACGAGCUCUGCUUCGACAGACAGUAGUACACAAGACCCGAGUUCUUCGUCUACAGACAGCAGUACACAAUACAUGGGUUCUUCGUCAACAGCCAGUAGUACACAAUACAUGGGUUCUUCGUCAACAGACAGUAGUACACAAUACAUCGGCUCUGCUUCGACCGAUAGUAGUACACAAUACAUAGGCUCUACAUCUACAGACAGUAGUACACAAUAUAUAGGCUCUACUCAAUCCACCGGCAGUGCCCAACAAAUUAGCUCAAGUUCAUCAAGUGGUAGCACACAAAUAAGCUCUAUCGGAAGUAGCACACAACCAACGUUGACUUCAACAACUUUGGUAAGCAACUCUACCACGUCAUCACAAGCAACAACAACGAGUUCUGUGACCACAAACCAGCAAGCAACAACAACAACAACAACAACAUCAACAACAACAACGCCAACGACAACAACCGCUAUCGAUAAUGUAGAUAAUACCGCAUGCGUGAACGGUAGCGGAAGUUGCUUCCUCCAAGAUGACUCGCUGGGAGCUGGAGGUACGUCUCAUAACUAG